AUGUCGAAAAAAACAACUCUUACGCUAUCGAACAAAAUAAAAUUAAUCGAGUUAAAGCAACAAGAAAAUUUUUCAGUGAAGGAUCUUAGGGUGAAAUUUAAGUGUGAAAAAACGCACGUUUAUGAAGCGAUAGAAAAUAAAGACAAACUAAUGGAGCAAUGGAUGAGUUGUAAAAAUUCUGGGAAAGGUAAAAGAGUGGUGUCUGUGGAAUUUGAACAAGUUGAACGAGAUUUGUAUAGGUGGUUCAUCAGUGGUCGGUCGAAAAGUUUGCCCAUCUUUGGACCUAUUCUACAAGCAGAGGCAACUAAAUUGGCAGAAGAACUCAGAACCAGUAAUUUUAUGGCUUCAAAUGGUUGA
Messenger RNA from Sipha flava (yellow sugarcane aphid), 357 nucleotides. RefSeq names its product jerky protein homolog. The transcript has a single exon. Lineage: Eukaryota; Metazoa; Arthropoda; Insecta; Hemiptera; Aphididae. The record is from RefSeq and is a predicted model, not a curated record. The coding region runs from base 1 to 357 and encodes 118 amino acids.